Salvia hispanica is the source of this 2493-nucleotide messenger RNA. Lineage: Eukaryota; Viridiplantae; Streptophyta; Magnoliopsida; Lamiales; Lamiaceae. The record is from RefSeq and is a predicted model, not a curated record.
CCCACACCUGAGUGUAUAGAAUUCAUCUUAUUCUCUCCCUUCCCACUGCCACACCUACAUUUUUGAAGUGGUCAACUAAUGUAUUUCGUUGUCUUUUUUCCAAAAACGAAAUAAAGUUGAUCACUCGUCCAACUAAAUAAUCAAAACAAUGAUCAUAAUAUAUGAAAUCUUUUCAUAAUUAACUUCAAUUUACAUGUUUUUUGCCUUGCACUUGGCGCGUGGGUUCAAAAUUAUAUGUACGUAAAAUUACUCCUAAUUUCAUGAAGUAGUGUGGUGGGAGGAAUCUCUCUUUUUAUUUUUCAUCUUCUGAUUUUGAUUUUACUCCUCCCCCAAAUUCUCUCAUUGUAUUCUCUCAGUUUCGAUUUUACAGGUUCGUGCUUCUGUUCAAUUAGGCGAAUCAUUUCGGAAGAAUUUAUGUCAUUCGGAUUUUGUUUCAAGAAAAGGAGUGAAGAGUUAGUGUUGGGCGUUUGGGAGUGAAGUGGUUCGGUUGAGAGCUUUGUUCACAAAAUUUGGGGAUCAUGGAUGCAAAUGUAUCUGGAGGAGAUAGUUCUGAUGUUGAUUGGACUUCUUCUGAUGAGGAGUCAGAAACUCACUUGGAAGCAGGUACAUCACCACAGCCAACUCGUACUGAAACUAUUGUUGGCAAUGAGGAGGCAAGCUCAUCAAAUGCCACCCGUUCCAAGUUGAUCGGUCAAUUUGUAGGAAUGGGGUUUUCAGAGAAAUUGGUCUUAAAAGCCAUUGAUGAAAAUGGAGAAGAAGAUCCAGAUUCUAUACUCAAUUGGAUCUUAACAUUCUCGACACUUGAAGAGUCUCCACCACAACAGCUGAGCACAAAUUCUGAUCCAUGUUCUUCUGAUUACAAUGAGAUCUUUCCAUAUGAUCUUUCAGAUAUGGACAGCUGGUCCGAAGAUGAAGCAGAAGUAUGUGAAGCUGACUGCUUGAAGGAUAAUGGUGAUUAUAAAUCAGAGAAGCACAAGAUGUUGUUGUCUUUGGCAGAAUCUGGAUCGUUGUCAGAGAAAGAGACAAAAUUGCUUGCCUUAGCAAACAUGGGAUACGCUCUGGAAGAUGCGGAAAUUGCUCUGGAAAGAUCUGGGCCAGAAACCUCAGUUGAUGGUUUGAUCGAGUUUAUAUGUGUUGCUCAAAUGGCUAGAGAACAAGACUGCUACUUGCCUGAAGACGGUCUCAAGGCAAGGCAUAUUCUUAAUGGGAGUAGCAAGAGCAAGAAAAGGAAACUCUCUGAGAUGAAGAAGAAGGUCAUGGAGGAGUCGAUACAGCUGCCUAAUCCAAUGAUAGGAUAUGGUGUUCCUUCCAUGCAGCCACCAGAGCGGGUGCAUCGUUCCUUGCCAGAAGAAUCAAGAGGCCCCCCAUACUUCUACUAUGAGAAUGUUGCCCUUACACCAAAGGGGGUCUGGCAAACCAUCUCAAGGUUCCUCUAUGACAUUGAGCCAGAGUUUGUCGACUCAAAGUUCUUCUCGGCUUGUGCAAGAAAGAGAGGCUAUAUUCAUAAUCUGCCGAUUGAGAAUAGGUUUCCCCUCAUACCUCUCCCACCCCUUACCAUCCAGCAGGCUUUUCCCUUAUCAAAAAGGUGGUGGCCCACUUGGGACCCAAGAGACAAGCUGAACUGCAUCCAGACUGCUAUAGCGAGUGCUAAACUGACUGAGAGGAUCCGCACUGUGCUGGAGAGGCAUGAAGGUGAUGAUGACCCACCAGAGGCUGUCCAACGCUAUGUUAUGGAGCAGUGCAGAAAGUGGAACUUGGUUUGGGUGGGAAGGAACAAAGCUGCCCCUCUAGAGCCUGAUGAAGUAGAAAUGCUCUUGGGCUUCCCAAAGAACCACACGAGGGGUGGUGGGAUUAGUAGAACAGACAGAUAUAAGUCUCUUGGAAAUUCCUUUCAGGUCGAUACUGUGGCUUAUCAUCUGUCUGUGCUCAAGGAUAUGUAUCCUCAGGGCAUCAACAUGCUAUCCCUCUUCUCUGGCAUCGGUGGAGCGGAAGUGGCAUUGCACCGACUUGGCAUCAAACUGAACAAUGUUGUCUCCAUCGAGAAAUCAAAAGCGAAUAGAGACAUAGUAAGAAGCUGGUGGGAGCAGACCAAUCAGACAGGUAGCCUGAUUGAUUUUGACGACGUGCAAUUGUUUGACGCCCCCAGAGCUGAACAGAUCAUUAGUAGCAUCGGCGGUUUCGAUCUGGUGGUCGGUGGAAGCCCCUGCAACAAUCUGGCAGGAAGCAACAGAGUCAGCCGAGAUGGUCUGGAGGGUAAAGAGUCGUCUCUGUUUUAUGAUUAUUUUCGUAUAUUAGAUUUAAUCAAGUGUAUUAUGGGCAGCAAUAGGGCAGUCUAGAUGUAAAAAUAGGGCAGCAAUUAGAUGGUUCUACACUUUAUGCAUUAUUUUGGGAGAUGCUACAAUUUGUUUUCCCCUUGUAGUGAAUGCAGCGAGCAAAUGAACAUGAGCCAAUCAAUAUUAAUCACAUUGGAACAAGGAGUUAUUUUGAGUUUAA